ACAGACCACAAUUCCCAUCUAAGACUGUCCACCAUGAUCGCCUCUCGAUUGAUCACCCGAGCCGCCCCAAGGGCCAAGGUUGUUACUACUCAACAACGAAGAGGAUUCUUGGAUUACAUCACCAACUAUCCCGACAAGAUCAAUGAGAUUAAAAAGAUCCAAAUGAAGGGAGGAACCUGCCAGGGUGAAGCCAACCCCACAUGGUUGAAGCAGGAAGGAGACAACAUUACCAACUAUGUUGGAAUGUUCCUUUGCUUUGUGGGAUUUGCGCAAUUGGCUACUGGCCAUUACAAAUUGGCCACUGGCUCUGGAAAAAUGCCAGAGUAAACUGAGUACCAUACCAAUAAUUAUUAUAUCAAUGGCAAUACAGAUCAAAAUUAUUGAUGAGUCCUUCAGCACCAAGACAAAUCUUGUUUCCAAAAGGUAAAUAGUCAAGUUUUUAAAAAGGUUAAGGUAUAAUCAGUGGUUGUUCCUUUUCAAAACUGUUCCCUUGGUCUGCAUCAUGCCUCCGUUUUCACUCCAGGACACCACCUAGAUAGCUUCUAGUUACAUACAUGUAGUUACCUAUGGCUGUGCUGUGGCCAGUCCCUGUGAUAAAGUAGCUGUACCGUAGGCAACAAACGAACUAGCAAUGGAAGUUUGCAACUACUACAGUAUAGAAAAGGGCUAGUAGAAAUCUAUCAUAAUAAUAUCCUCAGGCU
Molecule: messenger RNA, 701 nt
Organism: Seminavis robusta
Lineage: Eukaryota; Bacillariophyta; Bacillariophyceae; Naviculales; Naviculaceae
Source: the annotation of a GenBank genome assembly